AUGGUUGGGAACUGGCGCGCAGUGGGUCCAGAUCCCAACCCUCGACCGCCCGCCAUGUGUCGUCAUCAUCCGCGAUUUUGUGUGGUGGGCGUUCCUUGUUGGCAGAUUCGCCAGGCUGCUGAGCUGGUGAUUCGCCCACCUGUCCCCUCUCCUCCGGGUUGCUUCCCUCUUCUCCUCGUCGUCCGCCCCGUCGGCGUCUGCCCUCUUUCACAGCAGGUACCCCAUCCUCAGCCUCCACAGACACUUCUUCGGAUUCGGCCUCCUCUUCUUCCAUAUAGUCAGACUCCCCUUCCCCAGCAUCGUCAUUCAUUGGCUCUCUGUUCUGGUCUUCUGGCCUACCGUGCCAUUCCCGCCAGUUUCUGGAUCUGGCCUUCUCCCGUGCUACGGCUCUCGCCAACUCCCCCACGCGUCCCCCUCUGCCCCGGCCCCUCCCGCGUCCCCUCGCGGCCGUGCUUCCCGCCGCGUUUCGCGGUCGUUGGCUUCUUGUUCUGUCUUCAGCCUGCUCGCGUAAGGCCCUCUGCCUGCUGGUUUCAUUCAUCUGCCUCUGCCACACCGCCGCCAGAGCGGCCGCCCUCUCCUCGGUCUGAUCUGCAGCAUCGUUUUCAUCCCCCCCGGCUCUCUGUGUGUGCAGGUGGCGUUGUGAUGACGGGCAAUCAACGGUCCUCCUCUCGGUCGGCUCGCUCGACCGGUCCCCCUAUCGCUCCCAACCGUUCGAAGGGCCAAGACGGGCUGGCGCCAGCCCUGCUCCGAGCCGCCGCUGUGCUGGUCGAGCACGAGGGGGCCGGGGCGCCCACCCGGCGUCGUGAGCCGAUAUAUCACUCUCCCCGUGGGCGGACUCUCCCCCACCUCCGCGCACAUGGCGGUUCGUUCCGCCGCCGCCGUCCGCCUCGCCCGUCUCCCGCUGUCCAGCGGGAGAUUGUGGGCCCACUCCUUCGACCGCCGCCGUCAUUCUUGCGCCCGAGUGCAUCGACUGCGCCGUCGCAGUCAGUGUCUCUCCAGACAUCGCAGCAGCUGUCAUCUGGCGUUGCUGCGCCCCCUCAUCGGCUGUCGCCGGUUCCCCUUGCGCCAUUGGACCCGCUCCCGUCUCCGCCGUGCUCCUCCCCUCCGCCUCCUCCUCUGGCGCAUCCUCCCCUGCCGUCGUCGGCCGGGGCACCCCUCGUGCCCCCCCCUCCUUCUCCACCAGGUCCCCGUGCAUCUCUUCCCCCCGUGGAGCCUCCGCAGGGGCAGCAUCCUCUCGUUCCAUCUGGGCCCGCUCCCGAAGCUCGUUUUCCUCCUCGCUCCCGAUCUCCUGAGCUUCCUCCCGACGCUCCUGACCCCGAGGACGACGGGUGUUGGUGGAAUGGUGUUGUUCGCGAGGCGGCGGCGCAGGGUCUUUGGCGCCUCCUUCAUUUUCCCCUGGAGUCCAAGUUCCCCGAUCAGAACAAGGGCCCUGGCGCACGGGCUUUCCGGCAGGUCGCCAAGGCUGCCGAGGAGUCUCCCCUCCAGCUCGUGCCCUUGCUCGCAGUUCUCUUGCGCUGGAUCUGCCGGCGGUUUUACAUGCUGAACCGCGUGUAG
Molecule: messenger RNA, 1554 nt
Organism: Closterium sp. NIES-65
Lineage: Eukaryota; Viridiplantae; Streptophyta; Zygnematophyceae; Desmidiales; Closteriaceae
Source: the annotation of a GenBank genome assembly